Messenger RNA from Daphnia magna, 2915 nucleotides. Its product is annotated as WD repeat-containing protein 20. The record is from RefSeq and is a predicted model, not a curated record. Lineage: Eukaryota; Metazoa; Arthropoda; Branchiopoda; Diplostraca; Daphniidae. Gene Ontology annotation, molecular function: protein binding.
AACGUCGUUUGCAACAGUCAAAAUGGCGGGCGUCUGCUAUCAGGAAAUUCCACUGCGUUAGUGAAAAUUAAUUUAUUUACCGGAAAAACUUGACAGGCUGUGAUUGUAAUCCAUCAUAUUGGGUUAUGUAUACCGCAGAAAAAAGCAUUUGAAUGUGAAAUGUUUUGGACCCUCGUGAUGGGAGCCCGUUGUUUAAACGGUGCAGCAAAAAUGUUUGAAUAAUCAAUUCUUGGUUAUUGUUUGUGUUUUCAGUUCGUCUGUUGUUCCCCGAUGGCUGGGCAAACGGAUCUGAACAGUGGUAGUGUUAGUGGAAACAGUAGCCGAGAUGACGUGCGCACUCAUUUUACAACCAGAGAGGGAGUAUACAAGUUGAUACCCUUAGCGGAAUACUCAAGGGCAAAUCGGCUAUCUGGUUAUACCACAAUUCAGAACCAGCAAGGAGCUGCACUUGGUCAAGGUUCAAACCCUCCAGUAAGGGUUACAUUUGUGUCUUUACCAUCUGAUCCAGCAGGGUUCUGUGACCGUAUAUGUUUCAACUAUGGACGAGAACUUUAUUUUUACACCUACAAAGGAACUAAAAAACCGGCUGAUUUAUCUAAGCCUGUUGAUAAAAGGAUUUAUAAAGGAACAAGCCCCACUUGCCACGAUAUCAAUAAACUGACCAUCAGCAGUGAAAGUGUUAUGCUUCUAGUUGGUUUUACUGGUGGACAAAUCCAGUUAGUAGAUCCAAUUAGGAAGGAAAUAGGAAAACUUUAUAAUGAAGAGAGAAUAAUAGAAAAAACAAAAGUAACAUGCAUCAAGUGGCUGCCUGGCUCCCCUAAUUUGUUCCUAGUUUCUCAUGUCUCGGGACAAAUGUAUCUGUAUAGUGAGGAUGUGACGUGUGGCGGGCCAGUACCUCCAACAUACCAACUUUUCAAGCAAGGAGCUGGGUUUUCGGUCUGGACUUGCAAAGCCAAAAGCACCCGGAAUCCCAUUUACAGGUGGGUGAUUGGAAAUGGCGCCAUCAACGACUUUGCCUUCUCCCCUUGCUCGAAAUAUCUGGCCAUAGUGUCGCAGGACGGCUGCCUAAGGGUUCUCAAUUAUGAUGCCAUGGAACUCGUCGGUCUUGCAACGUCCUUCUUCGGUGGCCUACUUUGCGUCUGUUGGUCUCCUGAUGGGCAGCUAGUGGUUGCUGGCGGAGAGGAUGACUUGGUGACCGUAUGGUCGUUCCAACAAAAGAGAAUCGUGGCUCGAGGACAGGGUCAUCGAUCUUGGAUAACAGUGGUUGCAUUUGAUCCUUUCACCACCUUGUAUUCAUCUCAAAACUCGUCUUCCAAGUCUUCGAAGGAAGGAGCAGAUACGGUCUCGUCUAAUGGAAUAGGCGGAUGCGAGGACGACCUAGAGAACGAAAAGCGUGAUAUUGCUACCUGUUACCGUCUAGGAUCUAUAGCCAUGGACACGCAACUAUGUCUUUGGGAGUUGACGGACGACGUCCUGAAACAGCCUUACGGUUCCAGGAGCCGAGCUUCAAUGGUCUCAGGACCAGGAUCGCCCCCUACUAGUCUGAAAUUCGCUGGCCAGACGCCUACUUCAGGCGAUAGAAACAGCAGUAAUAUUUUGACGGUAGCGCCCAUUAACGCCACCAUUGCCACCUCGAUCGUAUCUAAUAGUACUGCCGCCACACCGGUCAACACCGCAGGAUCUCUUACUCAGCGGUUAGCGAGUUUGACAUUUUCAGAGAGGAAGGCUGGGCAAGACCUGGACUUGAAAUCUCACCGUAAAAACUUUAGCCUUGGAAGCGGCAAGAAUUCUUCAGAAAAAUCGACGGCCAACUCUUCGGCUUUCAAAUCCACUUCAUCUGCGCCCUCUUCCUCUUCGGUCCAGUCCCAAUCUUUGGUGACGGGGUGUGCCGAUCCGCUCCGGUUGAUCGGUACACAAGCCUGCCCUCGGCUGGACGAGAUUCCCAUGCUGGAGCCACUCGUUUGUAAGAAGGUGUCUCACGAGCGGCUGACGGCGCUCAUCUUCCGUGAGGAUUGCCUCAUUACCGCCUGCCAAGAUGGCAUCGUCUGUACCUGGGCUCGGCCGAUGGGUCCAUCUCCACACCACACUUCCAACAGCACACCUACUAAUGAAGGCACGAUGGUCUGAUGAUGAAAAAAAUAAUCCAUUCGUUUCCUUUAACCUUGCAAUUAGAAGCCGACGACAAUUAUCAUGCCCUGUCAAAAUUAUUCUUCAUUAACCCCAAUAGGAAAUCACGAGCCACACCACGGGCUGACCUACUCUCCUCCCUUUUUCCCUCCAGUGAAAAUCUUUUUUGUUUUAUCCGCCUUUCCUCGCUGCGCGUCCAUCAUCAGGCUUAUUUGGUUUCAUUUCUUUAACGUGUAAAAAAAAAAAUAUAAAGAUGAAACGGCCUCGUUUAUGGUUUGGUUUCCCCGCCUGACGAGGAGGGUUCCGGAUCUAACGGCAUUUUUUUUUUGUUUUUUGUUAUUUGUUGCAAUUCACCACCUUUGUGCAUUUUCUCCCCUUCUUCUCCAUGUACCUACAGGGUAUGAGAUGCUGUCACGUGACCUAGAACUCCCGGCGACGACGAUGAUGACCAUUUGUUAAAACAAAAAAUUAUUUCACUUCAUUCUUAUCCCUUCAGCUUGCCUAUCCAGACAAUUUUCUUUUCGUACACGUUCAUCUCGUAUCGAGAGAUGAUGGUUUUGUUGUUCGAUUUUUUGUUUAUUUGUUCUUUUGUUUUACGAGCGUGGUACCGAAUUGUAUUCUCGUCGGAACGGAAUGGACGACGAUGUUUUUGAAUGAAGAAGAGAGAUCAACCACCCACCCCUCCCACUUGUUCCGUAUACAUAGAAUGUUGUAACAUAGACAUUGAAAAAAGUUGAUUUAUGGAUUUAUCACUGAAAUACAACUAAAUGAAGUUGUUGUUUUUUGGA